AUGAUUAAAAAAGAUCCUCCACCUUCAUAUACAAAUAAAUCAACUUACUUUAUUGAUAAGAAAGAUCAACCUCCACCAUUUGAAGAACAUAUUUUAGGUGAUGAACCAGUAUAUUUUAAAGAUGCAUCAACAAGGGGUUGGACAGUUGUUAUAAAUAAUAGAUCUUGGACUGAUAAUUUUAGAAUAUUUGUAAGUAAGGAUUCAAGUGAAAAAUUCGAUGCUUUCAAAAACAACACUACUGAUUCCAAUGUUAUGGAUUUGAAAAGACAAGGCGUUGGUAUUCCAUUACUUAAAGUGUUAGUUCCACAUAAUCCUAUAACAACUAAAUUUUUGACUUUUAGAAGAUACUAUCCUAAUCCUGAUGGUCCUUUUGAUAUUGAUAAACAUUUUUAUGAAUUUUGUACAGUAAAAAAACAUUAUCAUAUCGGUUAUGACUCCUAUGUUUUUGAUUUCAAACCAGAUAAAGAUACAGAUAAAGGAAAUUUUCAAAUUACUAUGUUUUCUCAUUCAAGAUUUCCGGUCCAUGACUAUAUGUAUAAUGGCGAAAGACAUAGAUGGAUAGAUGAAACAUUUAUUGAUUAUUUUAAAAAAUUGUUUCAAGUAAAAUUUGGGUUCAAACACACCAUUCUAGUUCCUGAUCAACCAUCUUUAUGUGAUAAUUGGGAUGGUAAAAGUCAUAAAUUAGAUAAAACUAAAGAAAAUCCAUUUUUAGCAUCAUUCCUAAAACAAAAAUUUAAUUUUAAAACAAGAGUACCUAAACCUGAAUAUUAUGGUACAAGGUGUUCUGCAAUUUUGGGAGAGCCAGAGGCUUAUUUCAAGUUGGGUUUUGCAGAGGUAAGAAUUGAUGAUUUAUAUAAUACUGAAUCAGAUGUUAAUUAUGAUAGUAUUUUAUCAAUAAAUCAAGAUGCUUUGGUACUAAUUUGUAUUGCAACCGUCUUGAAACGACAAAAAGAUAUAAUUGAGGAUAGACAAGAGGCUGAAGUAAUGCUCUGA
Lodderomyces jiufengensis is the source of this 993-nucleotide messenger RNA. RefSeq lists its product as uncharacterized. The record is from RefSeq and is a predicted model, not a curated record. Bases 1 to 993 code for a protein of 330 amino acids. Lineage: Eukaryota; Fungi; Ascomycota; Pichiomycetes; Serinales; Debaryomycetaceae. The transcript has a single exon.